AUGGAUAUCAAUUUUAAUGAUAAUCUAUUAAAUCCACUUGACGAGAACUCUACUCAUGACAUAGAGGUUGAUACAUCUUCAAAUUUUAGCCAUAUUCAGAAUCGACGAAUUUCUAAUCCGAAUAAUAGUUUCACCAUAUUUUACAAUAGCUCAGAUGGAAGACAAGAACAGCCGGAUCCUGGCAUUGACAUCCCCUCCAACAUGGACCUUGGAUCAGGAGACAGUACGACCCUGGCUACGAUUUUUCCUCAUGAUCAGAAUUUAAAUAGCGAAAUAGAAAUGUCUGAUGCAAGAAUUAUCGAUUUCAAUUACGAGACUAGCAUUCAGAACGCACCAGUCCAACCUAAUGAAAGAAACAGACUUCAUGGAAAUCGAAAUAAUCACCUUUUUGAGCUAAACCAAGAGCCAGAUAUAGACAUUCAUACUCAGCAAGAGAUAUAUCCAGAGAGUUGGGCAGCCACAAAUCAAGAAAUUCACCUAGAAAAUAGGGUUAUUGGUAACUUAGCCACAUCUGUAGUAAACGAGCCACCGAAUUAUGUAAAUACCCGAAAUCAACAAAUAUUAUCUCAAAUAGAUGAGCUAAGUGAAGAAUAUUUUCCAUUCGAGAUUCCACUAGCUCCAUUAUCAUAUCCUCUCAAUGACUCAAUAGUCGCGUCUGAAUCAAAUCUGCACCUCAACCGCUUGUUACUUGCUGGCAGAUUUCCGACAAGAGCACCAAGAACAUUUGACCGCAAUUGCCCUUCAGACUUAUGGACCAUGUUGGACAACAAUUCCCGAUCGAUUUUAGCUACUACACAAUCGCAUUACGUAUCACUUGCAAACUCAUCUUUAUCUCCCAAUCGAGAAGCAAUCACUUUAAGUGGAAAUGACGAAAGUGAUUAUAGCGAUUCUCGAUCUAUUGACGAAAAUUACGAGCCUCCAGAACACAGAAACUUAGAUUUGUACGGAACGCUAAAACACUGGAGCAAUUUAGCUUCUAGAAAAAAGUCCAGACGUUCAAAACCAUAUCGAGGACCUUCUCUACCUGCAGUUGAGGCAUUACGAUCAACGAAACCCUGUACUGUUGAACGAUGUGAUCUUCGUGGAGAGUACUGUGACGCCCAAAGUAUCAACUGGAGAGAACUUAAUGUAUCUAGGGAGGAAGCACAAGACCGGAGAUGUGAAUUUUAUCAUAGUUACGGAAAUGUAAGAUACCGUGAUCCUAUGACGCUAUUUACAGUUGGUUCUUAUCUACCUAACAGAGCAAAUUACUUUAAAUUCCGUCGCAUGGAUUUUCAACACAAUGUCCAUUUAAUUCACUUUCAACUUCGGAAUUUAAUAGCUUGUCCCACUCGGGAUCAUGUUUUCUACGUUGGUAGAUCAAAAAUAAUGCAUUACAACCCUGUCCAAGGAAAAAAUGACCCUAAACCAUCAACGGUUCUGGAUCUCUGCAAUCCGCAUUCGCAGAGCGGGCUUGGCUCUUCCCAAGGUAUUCAGAUAUCAACGAUGGCUGUUGGGCACAAUUUCCUCAUUGCAGGGGGCUUCUGUGGCGAGUACGGCUUGUUAAAUUUACAGGCUCAAAAGGGAACAGAGCAUAUUCAAGGUUUCAUCUCCAAGCAUCAAAAUAGUAUAGUAAACCAUAUUCAAAUCCACACUACUCGUCGCAAUGCACAUCCUUUUGCAACAUUUGCUACCAAUCAUGCAAGUCUACGGAUUCUCGACAUUAAUACCAACAAACUGGUUUCAGAGCAGACAUUUAAUCAUGCUCUUAAUUGCAGUGCCAUUUCCCCUGACCAACGCCUUCGAGUAAUGGUUGGAGACAUGCGUGAGGUUUUGAUAUGUAAUUCUGAGACGGGAGCGAUUCUACAGACGCUACAGGGUCAUUACGAUUAUGGAUUCGCUUGUGACUGGGCUGAUGAUGGUGUGACAGUAGCAACUGGAAAUCAAGAUCGCCAAAUAAGGAUAUGGGACGCCCGCAAAUGGACUACUAGCAAAGGACUUGCAUAUCCUGUCGCUCAAGUUGCAUGUAAAAUGUCCGGAGUGCGUAAGUUAAAAUUUUCGCCACUCGGCUCGGGUAAGCGCCUUUUAGUGGCAGCGCAGGCCGCUGACUACAUCCAUGUUAUCGAUGCUGGUAGCUUCAAGGAACAGCAAGACCUAAGUUUUUUUGGUGAAAUAUCCGGAUUUGACUUUGCCAACGAUGGACAGGAUUUAUUCGUCGCUAUUUCUGAUCAAGCUAGGGGUGGAAUCAUGGAGUUUGAACGAUGUGAUAUAGCUGGGGGUGGCAGUUAUGACCUUAAAUGUGGCUUCCGUGGAAGAGAAGACGCAGACUGUGUAAAAAGUUUUGAUUGGAUGAGUGAUGAUCAAAUUGCACGUGUUACCAGGUCUCAUGUAACACCCGAGAGUUUGGAUCGGCAAGCUGCCUCGUACGGAAUCAGUAAGGAAUAUUUCUGA
Molecule: messenger RNA, 2430 nt
Organism: Blumeria graminis f. sp. triticale
Lineage: Eukaryota; Fungi; Ascomycota; Leotiomycetes; Helotiales; Erysiphaceae
Source: the annotation of a GenBank genome assembly